Molecule: messenger RNA, 525 nt
Organism: Staurois parvus
Lineage: Eukaryota; Metazoa; Chordata; Amphibia; Anura; Ranidae
Source: the annotation of a GenBank genome assembly
AUGAGGUUUCCUUCUAAAAAAAAAAAAAAAAUCUACAAAUUAAAUGAUGACAUGGCAUGCAGUGUGGCUGGAAUUCCAUCAGACAUCAACAUUUUGACUAAUGAACUGUGGUUUGUCACUCAACAGAAAAAGCAAUAUUGGGGGUUCCAUCUUUAUCAGAACAACCCCAGGGGCAAUCUCAGGGGCUGGAAUGCUACGUGUAUCUGCAACAACAGUGCGGCUGCUGUGUCCAUGUUGAAACAGGACUACAGGACAAAAGGGAACAUAUUACAGCUUACAGCUUGCUGGCAGCAGGGCUGGAUGGUGCACCUUUAUUCUCCGCCUAUACGCCAAUGCCGUAGCCCCAUGCAGUUACUUUUUAUAUAUACUUUUAUAUAUAUAUUUUUUGAAUGUAUUUAUAUUAAGUUAUGUUUUAUGAUUAGUGGAUUGAUUGUUAAGUCUUUAGUGAUUGUAAUCCCUGUAUAUGUCCCCUUAUUGCGGCUAAGCAUAAUUCAGGUCAUUAUAGGAGUUCCCUUUGAGGGUUAA